ACAGCAAAGAUAAACAUAAAACAAUUUAUCUUAUGAGAGUUUAGGUUUUAAUUUAAGUUUAAAAGACUACGUAACUGAUAACUCUGUCAGUAACCCCCCCUGUUUUUUUUUUACUUAAAUUUGUAUCUGUAAUGUGAACCGAUAUAAUUCACUGUAUUUUAAUUUGAGACUGUAAAAUCAUGCUUUAUUACGUAAAAAGAAAUCGUUGAAAAUAUAUUUUACCGUUAUCGCGUUACAUAUUCCCAUACUUUGAUAUUUUUGUUUGUUAACAAAUCAAGGCCUUUAAAAAUGGUGUUUCGAUUGUUUUCAACUUAUAAAAAUAUACCUCGGGUGUGCGUUGUGGGUGCAGGACCAGCUGGCUUUUAUGCAGCUAUGCAUUUAACAAAGAAAUUAGAAAAUGUACACAUUGACAUUAUAGAAAAACUACCAGUUCCAUUUGGGCUAGUGCGGUAUGGCGUUGCCCCUGACCAUCCUGAAGUUAAAAAUGUAAUCAAUCAAUUCACUAAAUUGGCUCAACAGGAUAAUGUUAAUUUUUAUGGAAAUAUAACUUUGGGCAAGGACAUAAGUUUGUUACAACUGAGAGAACAUUAUGAUGCUGUUUUAUUGACUUAUGGAGCUGAAGAAGAUAAGACUUUAGGAAUUGAAAAUGAAGAUGCAAAUAAUGUGUUAGCUGCAAGAAAUUUUGUGGGAUGGUACAAUGGUCACCCCCGUGAUAGAAAUCUGAAGGUUGAUCUGUCAGGUCAUACUGCAGCUAUUCUCGGGCAAGGUAAUGUUGCCCUUGAUGUUGCUAGAAUAUUACUAUCACCAUUGGAUGUCUUGAAAAAAACAGAUAUUACUGAUUAUGCUCUUCAAGCGAUAGCAAGCUCAAAAAUUAAGGAAUUAUAUCUAGUAGGUAGAAGAGGACCUCUGAAUGUGGCAUUUACAAUAAAAGAAUUACGUGAACAAAUAAAAUUAGAAAACUGUGCCACAAUUUGGAGAAAAAAUGAUUUUGUCGCGGUUGCAGAUGCUGUGAAUAGUCUACCACGUCCUAGAAAGAGAUUGACUGAGCUAAUGCUAAAAUCUCUUAAUGAAAAUGAUAAUGCUGUUAGUGAUAACCAAAAAGUUUUUAAGCCUAUAUUUUACAGGAGCCCAAAAAAGUUUUUAGUAAAUUCUGACAGGCACUUACAGGGUAUAGAAUUGACUUGUAAUACUCUAAUAGGUGAUAAAAUAGAAGAACAAACAUGUGUUCCAACAGAAGAUUCAGAGAUUUUAAACUGUUCCCUUGCAUUUCGUAGUAUUGGAUACAAAAGCAUUCAAGUUGACAAAGAUUUACCUCUUAAUAGUAAUGGGGUAGUUAUUAAUGAAAAUGGUCGAGUUACAAGCACUGAUGUAAGUAAUUUAGCAAAGCUCUACGUGGCUGGAUGGCUAGGAACAGGUCCUGUUGGAGUUAUAUUACAUACAAUGGGGAAUGCAUUUCAAGUUGCAAAGUUAAUAUGUGAAGAUUUGAAAAAGCAAGGCAAUUAUAAUAAGGGUGGAUUUUUAGAAGUUAAAAGUAUAAUCAAUGAAAGAACUCCUGUUAUUGAUUGGAGUGGUUGGGAGAAAAUCGAUAAAUAUGAAACUGAGGAGGGUAAAAAACUUGGUAAACCUCGGGAAAAGAUAGCUUAUGUUGAAAAAAUGAUCCAAGUAGCUUUAAGCUAGAUAAUAGUUAUUUAAAUAAAUAAAUAAAAAAGUAGGUAUAAUAAAUAAAUAUAUAUAAUAGAUUUUUUUUUUAAUACUGAUCUGUACUGAUCAAUCUAUGUAGUUUUCAAACAGAUAUUUAUUUAAGUCAUAAGUGAGUAAUAUUUUUGUAUAUCAGGUAAUAAACUUUUUUAUUUUUCUGUUAAUAUUAUUUCUAUGUACUUACUGUACGUAAUAUGAUUGCAGUCAUACUAUAUACUGAUUGUAUUUUGGAUUUAGUUUAAAAUUGAUAAAGGAGAUUUUAUACAA
Melitaea cinxia (Glanville fritillary) is the source of this 1965-nucleotide messenger RNA. It is a transcript of the gene dare, whose product is annotated as NADPH:adrenodoxin oxidoreductase, mitochondrial. The transcript has 4 exons. Gene Ontology annotation, cellular component: mitochondrion. Gene Ontology annotation, biological process: ubiquinone biosynthetic process. The coding region runs from base 289 to 1677 and encodes 462 amino acids. The record is from RefSeq and is a predicted model, not a curated record. NCBI's taxonomy places the organism in Eukaryota, Metazoa, Arthropoda, Insecta, Lepidoptera, Nymphalidae.